AAGAUGUCAACUUAUGAAGUAGAUGGAAAGAAAAUCACAGUCACAGCUGAUUGUGUUGGAUGUAGUGCUUGUGUUGAUGGAUGUCCAGCUGGAGUCCUUGAAUUAAAGGAUGGAGUUUGUACUGCCCCAAGAGUUGCUGAUUGUGUCCAAUGUCAUGCAUGUGAAGGAAACUGUGGUUGUGGUGCUAUUCAAGUUGAAUAAGUUAUAAUUCAGUCUUUUUGCUUUUAAUUAUUUUCAAUGUUUAAAAAAUGAAAAAUAGAAUUAUGGGAAUAAAGAAUGAAUGAGUUGAACAUUAAUUGUUUGUUAAAAUAAAAAUUUUAAUAAAAUGAAAUGAAACAAAAAAAUAGUUUUUCUUUAGAACUUAAAAAAUUAAAAUGAGUUUAGAGUGCAGUGGUUGUCAUAAAUUAUUUAAAGAACUUAAUAGUGGACUUAAAGGAACAAAUUGGUGUGAUGAAUGUUUUAAUUAUAAACAAUGUGCAAAAUGUGGAAAUCCUAUUACAAGAAAUAUGGUAAUUGUUAAAACUUUUGAAGGAAAGGAUUAUCAUGCUGAGUGUUUUAAAUGUGUUUCAUGUAAAUCAAGAAUUAAGAAAGAGCCUAUUGUAUAUGAUGGUAAAUUUUAUUGUCAAGAAUGUGGUGAGCCAUGUGGUGGAUGUGGAAAACCAAUUGGAAUGUCAUUUUUAGAAGUAUUUGGAAAGAAAUGGCAUGAAGGUUGUGUUAAAUGUGUUAAGUGUCAUAGACAAAUUGGAGAUGAACAAUUUUAUGAAGAAGAUGGACAACCAAUUUGUGCCGUUUGUGUUGAUUAUGACAAUUAAUCUUCAUUCUAAAUAACACUUUUUAUUAUUUUAUGUUUUAAAUGACAAAUAAAAAUUACGAAAUAACAAAAUUUUAAAAGAACUGCAAAUCAAAUGAAUUUAUUGUUGAACCCUCUUAUAGAAGUUCGAAUCUUUGUUGAUUCAUCAUAAUGGAAAUAAAAGUUCAUUGAAUUUCAAUUAGUUCAAGAAGAAGUUCAACAAAAAUUACAGAGAAGAAACUCCAAAAAGACGAAAAAAGAGACUUUGGCAGUCAUGAAAAUUCCUUCAUUGUUAUUAGAAAAUUCUCUGAAACAAAUAUGAAACUAGAAUGGGAACGAAGUGGGUUGUAAAUCAAAUAAGUAUUAGUGAGUUAGUACUACUGAUUCAUCAUAUGAAAUUCAAUUGUUAAUUUAAUUGAUUUGAAUUAUUUU
Entamoeba histolytica HM-1:IMSS is the source of this 1222-nucleotide messenger RNA. RefSeq lists its product as uncharacterized. Gene Ontology annotation, molecular function: transcription coregulator activity. The transcript has a single exon. Gene Ontology annotation, cellular component: Z disc; nucleus. Lineage: Eukaryota; Evosea; Mastigamoebida; Endamoebidae. The record is from RefSeq and is a predicted model, not a curated record. The coding region runs from base 375 to 812 and encodes 145 amino acids.